GAAAUAAAACACAAAUUCCAGGCUAGCUUCAGUCAACGAAUACAAGGAUAUGCUUCUUCAUCCAACGAUGCCGUGGUAGAAGUUGCAGCCUCUCUGACUCUCUGUUCAUUGUCUCGCCGGUUCUGUUUCUGGUAAUUGAUCGCCUUUUGGAUUCGAUUUCUGAAAUUGAUUUUUCGGCCUGUGUAAUUAUGGCGUCAAGUGAAAUUCGGCAAGAGAAAUUCGAUGCCGACGAGGAGGUGAACGGUCCGGCAGAUCCGCUGCUAGGAGACCCGCUCGAAUACACGAUUACGGCGGUUGGUCCGGCGUCCGAAGCGUUCGGCGCUGGUUCCUCGAACAGUCUGGCCUUGUUGAAGGCGGAGCCGGUGGAAAACAAUUUGCAGGUGGCGGUGCCGCUUCAGGUCAAGCCAUUGGCGAAACGGUCCUCGAAGGACCGCCAUACCAAGGUGGAAGGUCGGGGGAGGAGGGUUCGUAUGCCGGCGGCGUGUGCGGCUAGGAUUUUUCAGUUGACCAGGGAGCUUGGCCACAAGUCCGACGGCGAGACCAUCCGGUGGCUCCUCGAGCGGGCGGAGCCGGCCAUCAUCGAAGCCACUGGUACGGGUACGAUACCGGCUAUCGCCGUCUCCGUGAACGGUGAGCUUAAGAUUCCAACGACUUCUCCGGCGACGGAAAACGGUGGGGUUGGUGGCGAUUCCUCGACGAAGAGGAGGAGAAAGAGGGGUCCCAACAGUGAGUUUUUCGACGUGAACGAACCUUCCCAUUUUGCCCCUGUUUCUCCGAUCAGUCCACAAGGGCUGCUUCCUGUGUGGGCGGUUGGUUCCGGGAACGGCAUAGUCCCCACCGGGGCUGUUCCGGGCGGGGCGUUCCUGAUGCUGCCGCAGCCGACGUCAGCAGCCGGAGGUUCAAGCCAAGCCCAGUUGUGGGCAAUCCCUGCGACAGCGACCACUGUUUACAGCGUCCCGGGGAGACCGAUUUCUAGCUUCGUCUCCGCAGUGCAACCGGGAGUUUGUUUUCCCCGCGGGGAAGUUCUAGCUCAGCCGAACUCCUCCGUGUCAAACAGCAGUUUCGGCCCAGGUAACAAUUCCGGCAAGGAGAUGUCCACAAUGGCCCCAAUUUGCAGUUCUACUAGUCCCACCAGCUCCUCAAACGCCGCCGCAAGUACCGCCCAAAUGCUCAGAGAUUUUUCUCUUCAGAUUUACGACAAGAAAGAGCAUCAAUUCAUGGACACUUCCGGGUCUCCAUCAGAUGAACUUACCCAAAGAACACCUGAAAAUCACAACCAAAGAUGAGAAAUGGCCGUAAUCAUCGAAGAGCUGUAGUCUUUUUUUGUUUCAAUUAGUUCAUUAGUUUUAUAUUAGCAACCUCUAAUUGUCCAUGUUUCGAGUUCAUCAAAUGGAACUGUAUAAAGAUUGUUUUUUGUCUUUUGAUUUAGCAGAUCGUAUCAAAUGGUGGUUAGAUUGAAGUUUUGAGAUGCU
Cuscuta europaea is the source of this 1472-nucleotide messenger RNA. The record is from the annotation of a GenBank genome assembly. Lineage: Eukaryota; Viridiplantae; Streptophyta; Magnoliopsida; Solanales; Convolvulaceae.